UUACGUGAACCGUGAUUAGUGAAAUUUCAGUAGCGCUCAACUAUUAUACACUGUCAUAGAUCCUGUUCAUAGAAAAAAUUAAACUCGCAGUUUAUAAUACUUUGUUACAUAAAUUACAUAAUUCCCAGUGAAGAAUCAUAAGAUAUAUCAGACCGAAUCAUGUGUAAAACGAAGCUCAUCACACAGGUUUUGGAUGCUGUCAUCAACAGACCAAAUUUCGGGCAAUGUAUGAAAAAAAUAAAAAUUGUGUCAGCUGGAAAUGGGAAUUGUAAAGCGGAAUUCGUUGUUUCCGAUGAACAUUUAAAUGUAGGUGGUAUUAUGCACGGGGGCUUUACGAGUACUGUUAUCGAUUGCAUUUCUACGUACGCUGUGAUGACUACAGGGAACAACGUACCGGGAGUUUCAGUAGAUUUAAAUGUCACAUUCAUGAAACCUGGCCUUCCUGGCGACUUGGUGACAGUCGACGCUAGAACCAUACGUACUGGGAAAACCUUGGCUUUCCUCGCAGUAGAUGUCACAAAAAACAAUGGGGAAGACAUAAUUGCUCAUGGGAGGCAUACCAAAUUCGUUGGAACAAAGUAGUGCAUACAUUGUUAUAUAUUGCGAAUGCUUAGUAUGUGUGGAACACUUUAGAUAGUACAAUAAUGCAAUAUAUUAUAAAACCGGAAUAUGCUAUAGUACUAUUGUUUUUUUAAAUGUAUAUAACAUAUGUAUACAGAGUUUGAAUUUGAGUAAAUACAAUUUUUUGUGAACACUUGUAUAUUAAUUAUUCCUUACGUAUUGCUCUAUUUUCGAUUACUUUUAAAUCUAGUUUCGUUUGA
This is a messenger RNA of Ceratina calcarata, 821 nucleotides long. Its product is annotated as acyl-coenzyme A thioesterase 13. The transcript is spliced from 3 exons. The record is from RefSeq and is a predicted model, not a curated record. NCBI's taxonomy places the organism in Eukaryota, Metazoa, Arthropoda, Insecta, Hymenoptera, Apidae. The coding region runs from base 160 to 582 and encodes 140 amino acids. Gene Ontology annotation, molecular function: fatty acyl-CoA hydrolase activity.